This is a messenger RNA of Phytomonas sp. Hart1, 1998 nucleotides long. Lineage: Eukaryota; Euglenozoa; Kinetoplastea; Trypanosomatida; Trypanosomatidae. The record is from the annotation of a GenBank genome assembly.
AUGACAACAACGCUCCCGCAGACUUCAUCUACAGUUUCUGAGAAUCUCCUACCUACUACUUCUCAACACGCAUUAUCCUCAACACGUUCCGUCCUUCUCUUUCAAUAUCCGGAUGGUGAAGAGUUCAAGGUGGUUUUUGACGUGUUAUCUUGCUAUGAUGUUGUCGGUGCGAUUGGUUACGGUACCUACGGCUGCGUAUGUUCAGCCUUUGAUAUUAACCGUGUGAUGGAAUUCAACAUGACCCCUAUGGCAGAAUACCUAGCCGCUGAAACAGCGGAAGAAAGAGAUGCCCUCUACAACGCCGCCACGCAUGUCGCGAUAAAGAAACUCUCUACUCUUUUUGAGUAUAAUCAGCCACGCAUGUGGCUUUGCGCGUCGCGUGAGAUUCAGCUCAUGAUGGCCUUUAGACAUGCCAACGUGUUAUCUGCGGUCGACUUCUUUAUCCCCUUGGGAAAUGUUGAGAUGUUAACCUACGAGUCCAUGCAGCGACUGCGCGAUACCUUUGAUAGCGUUUAUGUCGUUAUGAAAGAAAUGGACUAUUCGCUGCGCGAGGUCCUGGACUCGGCCUUUAUUACCGCCUCAGAGGCUUCACCAGAGUAUAUGGAAUUACUAUUUCACGGUUCCAAUAAGGAUACCCUCGCAACGCAAUCUACUUUAAAUUCCCCGAAGCCGAUCGAACCCUUAGUUUUCAGUGAUGCAAUUAAUGCUGAAAGUAUGAAGAAAAACCAAGAUAUACCGAUGAAUAUAGCCACGCCAUCCCCGGAAGACUCUGGUAGGAAUAAGCAAAUGGGAAGUAUAACUCCGCGUGUGUUUUGUGACCAUAUCCUUUCGGGUAGCUUCGAGAACAGUCUAAUCUAUCGUGAAAUCCGUAAAGCCAGUAAUAGUGCCCGAUUAGUAUUGCGAAAAUUAUUCCUAUCCUAUCCAAAUCAGGUGGAUAUAAACGAUAACGCGGAGCAUUUGGAUAGUGGUAGCAAUAGCAAAGGGAUCUGCCUCACACCUCCAACGUCGAAAGAAGGGGAGCCUCAAAGCCUUGACGAAAAUAAAAUGCCUCUGGCUGCGGGCGGGGAAUCCCAACAAAUACCCCGUACCCCCUCCGAACCCAACCUUUGCUGCCCGGGCACCGGUUUACCCCUUCACCCGCUUUCCAAAGACUACCGCAAGUUCAUUCUCUACCAAAUCUUCCUUGGCGUCGGCUAUCUCCACCGCUGUCUAGUAAUGCAUCGGGAUUUAAAACCGGAAAAUAUUCUUUUGGAUUAUAACUACAAAACCUGCAUUACGGACUUCGGGCAAGGUCGCGACGUCGGCGUUAACAAAUCCGAGUGCAUUCACACAAUGCUAAGCAAUUCCUCGCAGUGGUACGCUGCGCCGGAUACCCUGACGUUGAGCAUCGAUGCCGACAAAACCGGCUUUAUCGAUAAUGAGUCCUUUUACUCGAUUGAUGUCUGGUCGAUUGGGUGCAUCGCGGCAGAGAUGCUCAUCGGGCGCCCGUUGUUUUAUAACCAACACAUCUCGAGCAUCGGGCACCUGACGACAAUUGUGGAGAUCCUGGGGGAGCCCUCGUCUGAGUCGGUGCAGGCCAUUUUGGGUCGCCGCUACGAAUACGACAGGGAGGCCUUUCUCUACACCAUCGAGGCCAUCCGCGCGCUGUUCAAGAACCAUCAAAGCAUCCUCAAGGAGCUCCUCAAAAGCCCUUUCGGCGACGAAACGGAGGAUGAGGUGCAGCUCAUCGUGAGCUGCCUGGCGUGGAACCCGCAGGAACGCAUUACCAUCCAGAAGGCCCUGGAAAGCCCGUACUUCAUUGAGGACGGCUACGAGCCCGUGAUCGACCGGAAGGAUAUAGCAAAGCAGGUUCCUGUGGUGCGACCGGAGGAGAUCUCCGACAUGCAGAGCGGACGGGCUUUUCUGUGGAAUCUCUUCACAAGGCGGCAUCCCGAGGUGAACGAGCUGUGGCGUGUGCUGGAGGAACGCCAUAACGCGAAGCUGGGGCGUGAGGUGUAA